Prionailurus viverrinus (fishing cat) is the source of this 3477-nucleotide messenger RNA. It is a transcript of the gene CBARP, whose product is annotated as CACN subunit beta associated regulatory protein. The record is from RefSeq and is a predicted model, not a curated record. The coding region runs from base 184 to 2457 and encodes 757 amino acids. The transcript is spliced from 10 exons. Gene Ontology annotation, biological process: negative regulation of voltage-gated calcium channel activity; negative regulation of calcium ion-dependent exocytosis. Gene Ontology annotation, cellular component: plasma membrane; secretory granule. Gene Ontology annotation, molecular function: transmembrane transporter binding. Lineage: Eukaryota; Metazoa; Chordata; Mammalia; Carnivora; Felidae.
CAGGCUGGCCCUUCCAGGCCCCCCCCUCCCCGCAGAAAUUUUAAAAAGGUCACCCCAGGGAAACCGCAGUGGCUGCGGAGGGGGUGCUCCCCAGUGUGGGCCUGGGGACCCAGGCCCUGGUGUGGGAGCGUGGGCCAAGGUUACCCCCUCAGGCAGGCUUGUGAAAACCCAGCCCCCUCCCCCAUGGCAGCCACCGUGGGAGAGAAGGCCCUCAAGGCCCCUCCUCCUAGCUUCAAGAUGCAGCCCACGCCCACCAUGGCCACCGCCGCCGCAAGCACCGCCGCCACGGCUGCCCUGACCUCGAGGUGGGACAACACCACCAGCAGCCCCACCGCGGAGCCUGACCCCAUCCUCAACAACUACGUGCUGCUGGUGGUGGUCCUGUCGCUCUUUGUCGGUGGCACUCUCGUGGUGCUGUCCGGAGUCCUGCUCCUGUGCAGGCGCUGCUGGGAGGUCCACCGGCGCUUCAACAGAGCCAUGGAGGAAGCAGAGAAGACCACCACCACGUACCUGGACAGCAGCGCCCAUCCAGCCCAAGACCCUGACUUCAGGGGGGAGGACCCCGAGGGCCAGGACGCGGAGACGGAGCGCUUCCUGUCCACCGGCUCCACGGGCCGCCGGGUGUCCUUCAACGAAGCAGCCCUGUUUGAGCAGAGUCGGAAGUCACAGGACAAGGGGCGCCGGUACACCCUGACGGAGGGGGACUUCCACCACCUGAAGAAUGCCCGCCUCACCCACCUGCACCUGCCACCCCUCAAGAUCAUCACCAUCCACGAGUGCGACUUGGGUGAAGCCAGCGCCACCACCCCCCCACACGCCGCUGCCGCCCCCAAGGCCAGUCUCGCCAUAUUCCAGCCCCCGGGGAAGGCCCUCACCGGCCGCUCUGUGGGCCCCAGCUCCGCCCUGCCAGGUGACCCCUACAACUCGGCCGCGGGCCCUGCCGACUUCGAGAUCAGCCCCUUGGCGUCCAGCGACUCCGGGAAGGCGCUCCAGGCGGAUGCAGGCGCCCGGAGCACCAAGCCCGUCGGGUCAGGGGCCACAGGGGGACCCGAGGAGGCAGGUCCAGGCUCCGGGGCAGGACCCGUCCUGCAUUUCUUCACCCGCCUGCGGCGCCACACCAGCCUGGACGGGGCCAGCCCGUACUUCAAGGUCAAGAAAUGGAAGCUGGACCCCAGCCAGCGGGCAUCUAGUCUGGACACAAGAGGCUCCCCCAAGCGGCACCACUUCCAGCGGCAGCGGGCAGCCAGCGAGAGCACCGAGCAGGAGGAGGGGGACGCCCCCCACAUGGACUUCAUCCAGUACAUCGCCAGCGCAGGCGACACGGUGGCCUUCCCGCCCCCCCGUCCCUUUCUGGCCAGCCCCGCCAGCCCAUCCCCCGCUCUCGGCAGGCUAGAGGCAGCGGAGGAGGCGGGCGCCGCGGGAGGAGCGAGCCCCGAGUCUCCCCCCGAGCGCAGUGGUGGUGCGGGGCCUGAGCAGCAGCAGGAAUCUGAUGGUGAGCGGGACUCGGGGCCAGAGCAGGCCCAGACCACCUACCGGGAUAUCUGGAGCCUGCGAGCCUCUCUUGAGCUGCACGCGGCUGCCGCCUCGGACCACAGCAGCAGUGGCAACGACCGCGACUCGGUGCGCAGCGGCGACAGCUCGGGCUCGGGCUCCGGGACCACCGUGCCCACUUUCCCACCGCCCUCGCCGCCCCCCACCCCCCGGCCGGCAGACAGCGAGGCGGGAGGUCCGCGGAAGCUGUUGCAGAUGGACAGCGGCUACGCCAGCAUUGAGGGCCGCGGCGCCGGCGAGGACGGGCUCCUCAGCGCGUCCGAGAAGCGCUCUUCCUUCACCAGCGCCGGCCGCACGGCCACUGUGGGCACCAGCUUCGAGGGGGCGCCGGCGCCCACCGAGGCGCCCGCCCGGCCCCGCAGCCCGCGCGCCUGGCCCCGCCGCGCCCCGCGCCGCGACUACAGCAUUGACGAGAAGACAGAUGCUCUCUUCCACGAGUUCCUGCGCCACGACCCGCACUUCGACGACACGCUGCCCAGCGCCACGCGCCAUCGCGUGCGCGCGCACCCCCACACGCGCAAGCAGUGGCAGCAGCGCGGCCGGCAGCACAGCGACCCCGGCGCGCGCGCCACGACCCCUGCCCCGCCCGCGGCCCCUUUUGGGGCCGACUCCCGCCCCACGCGCGCGCCUCUGCGCCGAGGCGACAGCGUCGACUGCCCCCCAGAGGGCCGCGCGGGCGACGAACCGACCGCGCCCGCCAUCCCGGUCAUCGAGGAGGAGCCCGGCGGUGGCAGCAGCACCUGCCCCGGCUCGGGCCUGUGCGUCGGGCCCCCGGGGACGCUGCUGGACAAGCUGGCGGCUGGCCUCGAUGACAGACUCUUCCCGCCGCGCCUCGCCCAGCCCAUCGCCACCGCUCCCACGCUGGCCGCCGCCGCGCCCACGUCUCCCGACCACAGCCCUGCCUAAGCCCUGCCUCCUGCACCCACCUCGUCAGCUUCUCCGGCGCCGCCCGGGACCCCUGCCACGGGACCCGCCUGGGGCGCGAGGCUCCAGGGCGCGAGCGCUGGGGCCGCGGGGCCUCGCGCGCGCACGCGCGCAGGUCUUCUGGCCGCCCCCACGUGCGCGUGCUCGCGUCCUCGUGACACCCUCGAGCUGCCUCUGGUGGGCACGCGCACACGGUCCCCGUUGGGCACUUAGCAGGUGCCCUGUGGCUUCCCAAAGCGCGAGGCUGCAGGGCCCUGGCUCGGCUGGAGGGGGCGUGGCAGGCUCUCAUCUUCGGGCUCCCGGGGAGAACGUCCACCUGCCUUCCACCCUAGACAGCAGCCUCUGAGUGGUGGCGUCUCGGGCACAGAGCACCGGGAGGCGCUCGCGCAGGACCUGCUCCCUGGGGCAGGGGCGGGCGGUGCGGGGCGGCGCAUGCGCGCAGGGCGCCCCUACCAGGACCAGUGGAGCCUCGAGGCGAGUCUGGGCUGCACGCGCUGAAGGCCUCCCCAGGGCGCACGCGCGGCCCCUCUAGGGCCCGGGGCUCCGGAGAUCGGGGGCCGGCCGGCGCCGGCUCUGCAGCGCAGGUCGUCGGGUGGAGGCCGCAGCCGCCAAACCCCUGAAGCUGUUUACCUCACUGCGGCAUGUGCUCGCGGCAGUCUGCGCCCCCUCCGAGCAAUAAACAACGCCUCGCCGCCACCCCCUCCCGCCGCGUUCCCACGCCCACCCAAAGCAUGUGAGUGGGCCACCCGCCCGCCCCGCAGGUGCACCGUCCAAAGAGCAGCCAGAACUCUGUCAUGUUUUAAGACACAAAACCCAAACGGCCAAGGUUUCAAGUUUCCCAAGCUUUAUUUAUUGCCAAAAGAUGGGGCAGCCCUCGCCUGCGGCCGAGUCGCCCCGCCCCGCCCCGCCCCUCCCCUCGGAGCUUCGCGCCGUCUGUGUACCAUCCAGUGAUGGGAGUUUCUUGUGUUUGUUUUCUGGUUGAUUAUAAAUAUUUACCGCACA